Molecule: messenger RNA, 1147 nt
Organism: Microplitis demolitor
Lineage: Eukaryota; Metazoa; Arthropoda; Insecta; Hymenoptera; Braconidae
Product: ATP synthase mitochondrial F1 complex assembly factor 2
Exons: 6
Coding region: 254-1051 (265 amino acids)
Biological process (GO): mitochondrial proton-transporting ATP synthase complex assembly
Cellular component (GO): mitochondrion
Source: RefSeq, a predicted model, not a curated record
UUUACUUGUCACUCUAUCAAUUAAAAACUUCAAUUGAUAAUACCAGCUGUAAAUGAAAAUUUUGAAAUUUUUAUUGCUAAAAUCAAUCAUUUGAAUUUUCCCGCUAUUUAAAUUCAAAGUACGCAUGCGCGAAUGUUUACCUUCCAUCUUGUUUUUCAAAUAAAAUCCGCGCGAAAAACAUACUGGGAGACAAACGUAACUUGUUGAUAAUAAAAAUAUUAUUUAUAAAUUAAAAAUACAUCAUUAUAUAAAUAUGUUUUGUUUGAAAUAUUGUCAGUUGUUACCAAGAACAAUUAUCGUUCGUAAAAUGGCUACUGUAAAAAGGUUUUAUCGCAAGACAAAUAUAUUACAAAGUGGUGAUAAGUAUGAAAUAACACUAGAUCAACGAAAACUUAAGACACCUAAAGGACGAGUAUUUGAAGUUUCAAGUAAACCAUUAGCUUUAGCUGUCGCAUUAGAAUGGGAUAGUCAAGAGGAAACUAUUCAUAGGAGUAAUAUGCAUUUGACAGCUCUAUGUAGUACAUUUUUAGAUAAUCCACAACAUUUAAGUUCCAUUGACAUUGUUAAUUAUAUUGCUAAUUAUCUAGAGACUGACACUAUUUUAUUUCAAUCUGACGAAACGGAAGAAUUAUUUAAACUCCAGAAAGAUAAAUGGGAUCCAAUGAUUCAGUGGUUCUGUGAUAAGUAUCAAGUUGAUAUAGAAAAAACUACAAGUAUAAGUGCGCCAAUUAUUCCGAGUAAUACUAAAGAAACAAUAGUAAGACAUAUGGCUUCUUAUGAUGCUGCAGCACUUCAUGGGUUUAUGUACGGUGUAGAUGUAUUAAAAUCAGUUAUUUUAAUGUUAGCUUUGUCCGAAAGAGUUAUAAAUGUUGAAGAAGCUGUUAGCUUAUCAAGAUUAGAAGAAGAAUUUCAGAUAUCACACUGGGGUAAUGUAGAAUGGUCUCACGAAUUAAGCAAACAAGAUUUACAGGCACGAUUGGCAGCGGCAGUAUUAUUUAUUCAUUUAAAUUCAUCAUCCACUACUACAAAACCCAAACUUGACAGUACAUAAAUAAAUCACAUUUAGUUUCUAAUCAUACUAUCAACGAUAAUAAUAAUAAUAAUAAUAAUAAUGAUAAUAAUAAUAGUAAUAAUAUUUUCCGUAAGU